Messenger RNA from Puntigrus tetrazona (Sumatra barb), 5904 nucleotides. It is a transcript of the gene phf14, whose product is annotated as PHD finger protein 14. The transcript has 15 exons. Bases 89 to 2422 code for a protein of 777 amino acids. NCBI's taxonomy places the organism in Eukaryota, Metazoa, Chordata, Actinopteri, Cypriniformes, Cyprinidae. Gene Ontology annotation, biological process: regulation of transcription by RNA polymerase II. The record is from RefSeq and is a predicted model, not a curated record.
AAUGUCGUAGAUGUAACACGCAGAACAUGAGCUGAGGAGGCGUUCGUUGUACCUUUGUCCAAGCUAUCCAAACGCGAAAAUCCCACAAAUGGAUCGGGGGUCGAAGCGGAGGCAGGUGAAGCCUUUGGCUGACUCCUUGUUGGACGUUCUGGAUUAUGACAGCUCAGAUGACAGUGAUUUUGAAGUUGGAGAUGCGUCAGGUUCAGAGGGCACUGGCAAUGGGAGUGAUGAGGAGUGUUCAAAAGACAGUGCCGCAGGCUCUGAGAGCGACUCAGAUGCUGUUGGCUCAGCUGAUGAAGAGGGCAUAGAUGACGAAGAGGCCAAAGAAUUAAAUGAAGACACCGAAGAAGAGGAGAAAGCCAAGGAGCAGUCUUUUUCGGAGGAGACCAGCAGCAAAGAAGCAGGAGGAACCUCCAAGAACCGCAAAAAAGGAGAAAAAUCCUCAGAUACAGAACCAAAUGGUACUGGAACCGCAGAGGAAAGCUCAGCAGAGCCAAAAAAAUGGAACCUACGGCGUAACCGGCCCAUGCUGGACUUCACUACAAUGGAAGAGCUAAAUGAAAUGGAUGAUUAUGACAGCGAGGAUGACAAUGACUGGAGGCCCACACAAGGAAAAAAGAAAGGUAAGGCUUCAUCCGGGAAGGAGAAAGAAGGGAGCGAGGAAGAGGAGGACGGGGGCAGUGACGAAGAGGACAAUGAGGACGACGACAAUGAGACCAGUAGUAGUGACAGUGAGGAGGAAGAGAAGAAAUCAAAGAGGAAAGCAGGCAAGAGCACAGGGGCGUUUGAUGAGGAGGAGACCAAUGACAGCCACAGCACGUCACAUGGGAAGGGCAAUGAGGACUCUCUUUUGGAACGUCCCCAGACCUGGAGCUCCCAACGGAUGGAGCAUAUUCUUAUCUGCUGCGUGUGUCUGGGAGACAACAGUGAAGAUGCGGAUGAGAUCAUCCAGUGUGACAACUGUGGCGUGACCGUGCAUGAAGGUUGUUAUGGUGUCGAUGGUGAAAGUGACUCCAUCAUGAGCUCGGCCUCGGAGAACUCGACAGAACCGUGGUUCUGUGACGCAUGCAAGAACGGCGUCAGACCCAGCUGCGAACUCUGUCCCAGUCAGGACGGCAUCUUUAAAGAAACCGAUGCGGGGAGGUGGGUGCACGUGGUGUGUGCCCUUUACGUUCCAGGAGUUGCGUUUGGAGACAUUGACAAGCUGCGGCCUGUAACGCUCACAGAGAUGAACUACUCAAAGUAUGGAGCAAAGGAGUGCAGUUUGUGCGAAGACGCACGCUUUGCUCGAACAGGUGUUUGCAUCAGCUGUGAUGCCGGGAUGUGUCGCUCAUUCUUCCACGUUACGUGUGCUCAACGAGAAGGGCUGCUGUCUGAAGCUGCUGCAGAGGAGGACAUUGCAGAUCCAUUCUUUGCCUACUGCAAGCAGCACGCAGACCGCUUUGACAGGAAAUGGAAAAGGAAGAACUAUCUGGCCCUGCAGUCCUACUGCAAAGUGUCUUUGCAGGAAAGGGAGAAGCAGCUGACACCUGAAGCUCAGGCUCGAAUAACCACUCGGCUCCAGCAGUACAGAGCGAAAGCAGAGCUGUCUCGAAACACUCGGCCUCAAGCGUGGGUGCCACGGGAGAAGCUUCCCCGGCCACUCACCUCUAGUGCUUCAGCCAUCCGUAAGCUAAUGCGGAAAGCAGAGCUCAUGGGUAUCAGCACAGACAUCUUCCCCGUGGACACCUCCGAUACCAGUGCGAGCGUGGAUGGACGACGUAAACAUAAGCAGCCUGCACUCACGGCAGACUUUGUCAACUACUACCUAGAGCGGAACAUGAGGAUGAUUCAGAUCCAGGACAACAUUGUGGAGCAGAAGAACCUUAAAGACAAGCUGGAGACGGAGCAGGAGAAGCUGCACUUGGAGUACAACAAGCUGUGCGAGUCUCUGGAGGACCUGCAGAAUGUCAAUGGCCAGCUGAGGACUGAGGGCCAAGCCAUAUGGAGCAUGAUGGGGGGGAUCCUUGGACAGAAAUUGAACUCUCCUGCAGUUCUGAAAGCUCCCAAAGAGAGAAAGCCAAGCAAGAAGGAAGGAGGAUCACCAGGGAAGUCAUCAAACCUACCAGCUAUGCUUUACAGCUGUGGGAUCUGUAAGAAAAACCAGGACCAGCAUCUUUUACUGCUAUGUGACACCUGUAAGCUGCAUUACCACCUGGGCUGCCUAGAUCCUCCUCUCACACGCAUGCCGAAGAAGACCAAAAACAGCUACUGGCAGUGCUCUGAGUGCGACCAGGCCAGCAGUGAUGAGGCUGACAUCGCCAUGGAGACGCUACCAGAUGGAACCAAAAGGUCUAGGAGGCAGAUCAAGGGACCAAUCAAAUUCAUCCCUCAAGAAAUGAGCCCAGAGCCCAAGAAGCUUCAAGUGAGAGGGACUACUUGAGAUAGGGCUUGUCUUUCAGGCUCUCCAUGGCUUCCACUUAUCACUGUCCAGCAUUCUCUGAUCCUGCGAUAGCGCUCCGGCAGCCUGGCUCCCUUAAGGAAGACAAAAGAUAUCCAUCGGAGAAACGACAUGCUCUCCAGCCCUCCUUCAUUUUGUCUUUUUCAACCUUUUGUUUUAAAGCUUAGUCAAUAAACCUUUCCCUGACAGUUUUUUAAAUCGAAUUAGAAAGUAAAGCGCAAUUUUAUAUGGCUCCUGCAGCACUGCAGCCACUCGCCUUGCCUGGCGGCUGUCAAAAUAGCUCACACGCAGGUAAAAGAAAUGGCUCCUGGACAAUAUUUUUUGUUUGCUGUAUUUGCGUGUGAGUGUGGGCCUCGCGUAUGCCAGGCAGGGUUAAUGUGUUUUCCCUUUAGUCUCAGAGACGCCUGCCCAGAAGUGAGGCGAAGGCUUCAGUGGAGAGCAGCUGGAUUAAAAGGCUUUAAUUUUUUUUUCUCUCUUCUGUAGCUCCGGCUAAACUCUACCAGAGAAAGAUGCUUCACUGCAGAAUUUAUCUUCACUUGCACUCCAGAGUGUGGCAGCAGCUGAAGGAGCUCUGCUUUGCAUUUUUAAUGCCCUUAACCAGCCGGUGUGGCAGUGGCAAGCCGUUGUAAAGCUGUGUUCUGAUUUAUCACGGCCAAAUAAUCGACCCCCCGUCAUCCCUCCAUUCAGGAGUCCGUUGUGUUCAGCUUCACUAAUGUGCCGCACUGUUCGGCGGCCACUGAAUACCGAUUGUCCUGCACACCUGAAAUGGCUCUCAUGACUGGCACACACUGAGAUUUUGUCCAGACUCUAGAGAAAUAUGCUCGAAUAUGCACAAAUAAAAGCAUUGAAAGUCUUGCUAUAAUUAGUUGACUUGCAAAAGCUAGGGUCACUUUGAUCAUACUUUUUCCGAGUAUAAAACUCCGGCACUAUCAACAAUACAGACACAAAUGACACUUCUAGUUUUAAAGGGGAGCUAUUACUUAUCUAAGCAAUCAGACUUUUUGUUGGUGGUCUCUGUAGACGGUACAAUAGGUGGCAAAAUACCAUGUACUUACUUUAAUGGAGGUUUUUUGUGAUGUCUUAAAACCAGAAUAUCAUAGGCGCUUAGAGUUGGGUUCUUCAGAUUUGGCCCAUUAAGUAACCACCUAGCUACCUACCAUACAGACCACCCUAGCAACCACCCACAAGAAGCAUUGAGUGUAAUGGGACAAGCACAACUGCUACAAAAUCUACUGUAAUGCAUUAAUGUUUUUCUUUUAUUUAUUUUAAUUUAUUAUAAUUUAUUUCAUUUAUUUAUAAUUUUAUCACCAUUUUGUUGUUCUUUUUUUUUUUUUUUUUUUGCACUCUUGCUUUUACCCCAAAUAAUUCCAUAGUUUUACAGACUUUAUCAUAAGCAUAAGCAUUUUUCUGAUAAAACCCCUUUAAAUAAUAAAUAUGAACUUUUAAUUUUGACUCCUUUUUUUUUUUUUUUUUCUUUUUUUUUCACUUUUUGUUUUCAUUUUUUAUUUUUUCAUCUUUUGCCUCUGUGCCCUUUAGGUCAAAAUACUAUAGUAUAGUAUAGUAUAGUAUACUAUAGUUGUUGUUAUCUUUGUUUUUUACUUUGUAGCAAACAGUUCUUCUGAUCAAGCACCUUUUUGAUUAUUUUACAUAUUUGUCCUGGAUUUUAAGCCAUUAGUCGUCUUUGAAUUACCGCAGUAGUCUACUCUUUGUUACGGUCUCUUUGUAUGCACCAAUAGUUUUUCCAAUCUUGUGGAAAUUGAUUCAGUGUUUUUAAAGAUGCAGCAUUGCAAGGCCCUUAAUUAAAAAGUAGAGUUUUUUUCGCAGAGUCGUCUUGACUGUCCUCCUCCAAGUGUAGAUUGUUGUUUAUGUCAGCUCUUCGCCACGUUUACAGUUCUUUACCGUUACAUAGAGGAUCUCGACACUGAGGACCACUGAUCUAGCUUUUAAUAGAUUACCUUAAUCGAGUCUGCCGUAAUGAAGGAAUAAUGAAAUAAAUGAGUGCCUUUGUUUGGUGCCACCAUCGAGGGAGAAGUGGCAGAGGCAUUUAAGUGCCAAUUGGCAGUGUGGAAGCAGUUAGCAUUUAUAAUGAUAAGUGUUCCAUCUGCUGUGUGGUGGCAAGCCAAAGGCGACAGAUGGAAUUGUUUUCACAAUCUGUUUAAAUAUGUUGUCGUUUUUUUUCCUUCCCUUUUUAAAAAGCCCCAGCUUGGCACACUCAUGCGCCUAUUCGCAUUAAGGUGGAGACGUUUGAUUUGACUCGUGCAACGCUGCUGUUGUUUUUCUUGUUGUUUAUCAGUCACUGAUGGAGAUGAAGCAUUGAUCAGCCGAUGGUAGACAAGAAAAACAGUGCAAAAAGUGUCUCAAAGCGAACAGGAGAGUGCUCUGUGGAGAACGAGUUUGGAUACUCAAUCUUGGUUCGUGGCUCACACAAAAAUCCAAUUUAACAACCAGGGUUGACCCAGUUGUUGAAUGGCCUUAUAUCUGGAUAGAGAGGGGCAGCGGUUGAGAGGCUGUGGUCCGGGCUCUAAACAAAGGGAUUGAAUCCCUCUAUGGCUCACAAGGGGGAGCCGGACUGAAUGAGAGAUUUGGAUUAGAGAGGAGCACCACUGUUUGACAUCUGUAGCAGUUACAGUGAGCCGCAAGUCACCAGCUGCUCUGCGUGAGCUGUUUACUCGUGGAGAGCUUUAAACUUUGUUCUGUUCGGCUUACUGCCACAUGGCUUGAACAACAUUACAUUACAUUCCAACUGAGAAGAUUUUCAAAUCUCAUUUUACUUUAUAAAUAUAUAUAAUUUAUUUGUAUAAUGAAGCCCUGAAGCGCAACAUUAAGGACGUUUGGAAGAAUUUAUCAUUUAUUUUAGCUUUGUGCUAUAAUUUUGACUUCAUUACCUACUUCUGAAUAUGCCUAUUUCGCUAGUAUAAUGUAGGCCGGAAACAUUUGAAAUGAGUUAUUAGUUAUCAACACGACAGACUAUAUACUCCCGUCAUUCAUUCUCAGCCUCAAGGCCUUUGUUCAUCUUUGAAACACAAAUUAAUACAUCUUUGAUUAAAUGGAUGGUCAGAAAGCUCUCAGAUUUCAUCAAAAGUAUCUUAAUUUGCGCUAUGAAAAUUGAUAAAGAUCUUUCAGGUUUGGAACGACACGAUGGAGAGUAAUUAAUAAUUAAUGCAGCCUUUAAUUUGAUUAUCACAAUGUCAUGUGUCACUAUUUCAGUUUUAUUUCAAUUAGCUGUGCUGCCCCAUUUGUUUAUUUUAAUGUUACAUUGUUUACUUAUUAUUAUUCAUUUAUUUUUGCGAACUCACUCCCUCUGCAGUUCCCUCAUUUGGCAAAACCUUGUUCUUCCCAAUUAUUAUUGGAACAUGACAACACAACAGAACUAAAUGAUUCCCAUAAUUAUAAAAAGGUCAAUGUUGCAGUUGUCACAUUGCCCUUUCAUUGCAAUACAUUAUAUCUUGUUGUAAACAAUUAUA